Spodoptera litura is the source of this 2503-nucleotide messenger RNA. It is a transcript of the gene Elovl7, whose product is annotated as ELOVL fatty acid elongase 7. NCBI's taxonomy places the organism in Eukaryota, Metazoa, Arthropoda, Insecta, Lepidoptera, Noctuidae. The record is from RefSeq and is a predicted model, not a curated record. Gene Ontology annotation, biological process: very long-chain fatty acid biosynthetic process; fatty acid elongation, polyunsaturated fatty acid; fatty acid elongation, saturated fatty acid. Gene Ontology annotation, cellular component: endoplasmic reticulum membrane. Gene Ontology annotation, molecular function: fatty acid elongase activity.
GUCUGUGACGUCGAAUAGCUCUGUGGUAUAUACGGGUGGAAUGAGCGCGCGCGAACAUUACUAGUGUAAAAGUGCCCCGCGGUUGCCCAUGCGCUCGCAGUUCGCGCCUUACUACUCGACUGUUGCUCACGUUCUUUACCAUAGCCUGGCGAUACUGCAUACCAAUACCCCAGUGUCUCUAGUGAAAAUUUGUGUAGGAGCCUUUGCUUCAUCGUGAAAAUGGAGGCGCUGAGUAGGCUAGUCGAGGGCUACCAUGACUUGAUGGACAACAAGAGUGACCAGAGGGUGAAAGACUGGUUUCUGAUGUCGUCGCCCUUCCCCACGCUGGCGAUAUGUCUCACCUAUGUGUUCACAGUCAAAGUGCUGGGACCGAAGUUUAUGGAAAAUAGAAAACCGUUCGAGUUGAAAAAUAUAUUGAUAUACUACAACUUGUUCCAAGUAAUAUUCAGUAUAUGGUUGUUCUACGAGAGUUUGAAGAGCGGUUGGUUCACCACGUACAGUUUUCGGUGUCAACCUGUUGACUACUCGAGGUCUCCAGAAGCGAUGCGGACAGUCAACGGUUGCUGGUGGUACUAUUUCUCAAAAUUCACAGAAUUUUUCGAUACGAUCUUCUUCGUAAUGCGCAAGAAGUUUGACCACGUGUCGAAGCUCCAUGUGAUCCACCACGGAAUUAUGCCCAUGUCAGUGUGGUUCGGAGUCAAGUUCACACCAGGCGGUCACUCAACUUUCUUCGGAAUGCUGAACACCUUCGUACAUAUUGUGAUGUACUCGUACUAUCUCCUGGCUGCCCUCGGUCCUAAGGUUCAGAAGUACCUCUGGUGGAAGAAAUACUUGACAGCGCUACAGAUGGUUCAGUUCGUGCUGGUGUUCCUGCACGCGUUCCAGCUGUUGUUCAUCGACUGCGACUACCCUCGCGCCUUCGUCUGGUGGAUCGGAAUGCACGCCGUACUCUUCUACUACCUAUUCUCAGACUUCUACAAACAGGCCUACCUCAAGAAAGCCAAAAGAGAAAAAGCCAAAGUAAAGGUUGAAGCAGAGGCCUUGAAGUCAGACACGAAAGACAGGAUGCUGCCUCUACUCAACGGCUUCAGUAAUGGAUCCGCGCUCGGCGACGUCCGGCAAAGGAUGGCGGGCGCAGUCGCGUCACAAUGAUCGCCUCCUUGGUACCCCUAGUAUGAAGAAUCUCAUCGCACCGAGUGAAUACACUAUGUGUACUCACAAGAAUUCCUUUAAUUACAAAUACUAACCUAACCUUGUUACGGGUGACGCGUCGGCUCUGCCACAUAGCCCUAACAAACAAAUAGCAGUUGGCACGCGACGUGCUUUAUAUCGAUCAUAAAUUACAUGUCAUUAUCGAUUCUUACUGAUACGAUGGUGCACGAUAGUGUCGUGUCACUAAUGGUAAUGUUGCAUCAUCUUGAUGGAUAAAAGUAAUCGAUAAACUGGUUAAAGUACAAAAUACGAGGGUCGAACAUUGGCCGGACACUGCCGCGGUACCCGACGAGACUAUAAGCUCAAUUAGUUGUAAGUUAUUUGUACGAGUAUACGUAGCUCAGUAGUGAUAGUAGUUGUAAUUUAUUCAAACCGAUUACUGUAAGUCCAUAGAAUUCUAAACAAUAACGAUUCUUGACUAUUUAUUCGGGCACGGAUAUGGUAGGACUAAGAUAGAGCCAGUAUUUCCAUUUGUAAAGAUGUAAUUAGGAUUUUCUGAUAGAUAUCGAUAGAAAUGGUUAAGUUUUAGCGCUGUCAAAUUUGUUGUCUGAAUUUGUAUAAAAAAUACCGUAUGAACGGUUAUCUGCAUCUUUUUUCUGUUAUUUGAAAGAGGUGAGCACCAUUUUUUAUGAAUACUAAAAUCAAAUAAGGAUAUAUAAAAAAUUGUUGACGUAUGAAAUUACCGUUGCAUUUACUCAAAAAGUUAAUAAUUUAACGACUCAUAUGCGACUCAUAGGUCAAUAUCUGAAAAUUAAGAAAUAUAGUCUAGAAUUUUCUAAUCACAUACGGAAUGUCACAAGUAUGUAUUUGCCAUUAUUUAUCAUAUAAUAUGUUUUUCAUAAACAUGCGAUAUGCAUUGCAUAUGUACCUGAAUGAUUUGACAUCGGUAAUUUCAUACAUUAACACUUCAUAAUAUGUAAUAUCAAUUUGUUAUGCGAUUUGACGAAGUACGUCAAAAAUGUUUAUGCACAUAAGAUCGACGGAAUCAUUUAGUAGAUAAAUAAACUAGUAGUCAGUCUCAGUAACAUUAUAAUUAUUAUUAUCUCUGCGUAGAUUUUGCUACUACAGUGUUGAUCAAAGAAAUGGAGCCACUAACGGCUUUUUAAAAUUACCGAAUCGUCUAUAACCUAAAAAUAUAUAUACCUUUUAAAACAAAUUGCUCACAUUUUAAAGAUAACUACAUUGUUUUUUAUACGACAUUCGUUACCAACUAAUGGAAUUAUGCCCAGUAUAUGGCAAUAGGCUCACCCCCUGUUACAAGGGACUCAUAACAUAAAUAGUGAAAAGAAGG